This is a messenger RNA of Ilex paraguariensis (yerba mate), 2496 nucleotides long. Lineage: Eukaryota; Viridiplantae; Streptophyta; Magnoliopsida; Aquifoliales; Aquifoliaceae. The record is from the annotation of a GenBank genome assembly.
AGUUCUAACUUUCGAACACCAAAUAGAUUUCUAGGGAAGGGGUGCGACACAAACGACUCAAAACCCUACUGAAAACAGCACCAGCGUACCAGCUGAAGAAGACGACGGAGAAGCACUGUCACGCAAUAGCAGCAAUAGAAGGAGAAGAUGGGAAAACUUCCACCAUCACUCAGGUCUGCGAAAUUCCCAAUCACUCUUCUCAAAAACCCUCCUUCAAUUCCCCCUCAACUACCACAAUCCCCACCACCAACCAUACAACACCCUCACAUUCCCAAGAAAAUCCCGAAGAAACUCAAGUCCUCCAACACCCAAAGCCGAAACCCCCCAUCCAUCACCUUCAACUCCCCCAACCUCUCAGAAGCCAAAACCCUUUUCAAUUCUCUCACCAAAUCCUCCAAGUCCCCUCCACUUGACAUCAAAUUUUGUAACUCACUCCUUCAAUCUUUUUCUUCCAUAUCAACCCUCCAAGAUUCGAUCUCUCUCGUCAACCACUUCGUGAAGACUCAACCAACUUUUUCCCCAGAUAGAUCCACUUACCACAUCCUUCUUAACCAGUCUUGCAAAUUACCCAAUCCUUCUCUUUCCUAUGUCCACCAAAUUCUCAAUUACAUGACCACACACAAUUGUCCCCCCAACAAAGAUUCCAUUGACAUCGCGGUCCGGGCCCUUUGCUCCUCUGGCCGUGAAGAGGACGCUGUUGAACUUGUCAAAGAAUUUUGCCACAAAAAUUUGCCUCCGGAUUCCUAUACUUAUAACUUCCUCAUCAAACAGCUUUGUAAAAACCGGACAAUGAGUACUGUCGACAACUUUAUCAAAGAAAUGAAGGAGUUUUCUGAUUUAAAGCCCGACCUUGUGACACAUACAAUCAUGAUUGACAAUGUUUGUAACGGUAAGAAUUUAAGGGAAGCGACACGGUUAUUGGGAGUAUUGAUUGAAGAAGGAUUUAAACCAGAUUGUUACGUGUACAAUACCAUUAUGAAGGGAUAUUGUAUGUUGAGUCAAGGGGGUGAGAUUUUAGGGGUGUAUAAGAAAAUGCAGAAGGAGGGGGUCAAACCGGAUCUUGUAACAUAUAAUAUUUUGAUUUUCGGGUUAUCGAAGUCAGGAAGAGUUAAGGAAGCUCGGAAGUUUUUGGAUGUCAUGGUGGAAAUGGGUCAUUUUCCGGAUGCAGUUACGUACACAUCAUUGAUGAAUGGGAUGUGUAGGCAGGGUGACCCGUUAGGGGCACUGGCAUUAUUAGAGGAGAUGGAUGCAAAGGGUUGCAGUCCUAAUUCGUGCACGUAUAACACAUUGCUUCAUGGGUUGUGUAAGUCAAGGUUGUUGGAGAAGGGGAUUGAGUUGUAUGGUGUGAUGAAAGAUGGUGGAAUGAAACUCGAGACAGGGUCUUACGGGACAUUUGUGAGGGCACUUUGUAGAAAUGGUAGGAUUGCAGAAGCUUAUGAAGUGUUUGAUCAUGCAGUGGAGAGUAAGAGUCUGACUGAAGUUGCUGCUUACUCAACAUUGGAGAGUACUCUCAAGUGGUUGAAGAAUGCUAAAGAACAUGGACUUGCUGGAGGGAUGGGUUAAAAAUCUUUGAUUGGAAGGCAAACCAUUAACUCCAUGAAUUUUUAAUUCAAGCAUCUUUGGUGCUACUGUUUCUAGGAAGUUGUCGUCCUUUCAGGUCAUGAAGCAGUUGGAAAUUGAAGGUUGGAAUUAACGGCAUUCUUUGCAGAUUCAGUAGCCGUCAUUUUAAGGAUGGAAUAAAACUAAGGAACUUUCUCUGCAUUCAGCUCCCUAUUUAUUCCCAAGGUUGCAAAUGAGCUCUGGGGCAGCCACUGAAAGUCACAGGACAUCACAUGUUCGAAUGUUUUCAGCUGAUAAACCAAAUCAUGCACCAAUUUCUUGUGGAGGCUUUCAACCUGCUUCAUCUUUAGACCAUGUUUCUUAAGUAAAUUCUACUUCUUUACCAUAACAGUAUUGUAUGAAUAGACUGCAAGUCACGUUUUAAUUAUAGAAAUUUCGAUGAUGAUGAUGGUGUUGUGAACAUGAGUAUUCUCAAAGGUGAUUGGGGUGCUUGUUUGAACAUUGAAAGAAUAGGGUUUUUUGGGAGGUUCUGCUUCUUGGAUGGUGAUUAUGGAAAAAUGGGAGCUCCUGAUUCUGACGAUAAACUGUUGGAGGUGGUGAGAAGAAGAAAGACGAUGCAAUGGGCGUUGAAAUUGCCCUAGUUUUGGGUACUUGCAACCUUAGCUAUUGGUUGCUUCCUCCCACCUUUAUCUACCAGAGUAGGUACCUGCUAACUGUGUUUGGGUUGUCUGCUGGGUCCCAUGCAACUAGAGACGAUCAGGUGUUGCCCAAUUGGACGAGUACCCUCCAAGUGGGCCUCAGAUUGAAAUCAAAUCAUGACAUUGUUCAGGUCUUGAAUGGUAGACUAUAGACCGGACCUAUUGGGUUGUGGAGUCGUUUAUUUGUAUAUCCAUUAAAGAGGAUUGUUUCAAAAUCAUAGUUAUCUGUAAGAGAUCA